UAAUCGUCCUUCGACUAGUCAACCUCAGAAGAUGAACCAGUCAACCCGCCCUAUGGGACCACCGAAUCGUCUGCGUCCUCCUAGGACCUGUUACAUCUGUAAGAGACCAGGUCAUCUUGCUAAUGACUGCCGUUUCCGUUCAACACCAGUUCAUGCGUCCUUUCUUCAAGAAACUGGAAACGAUGUUGAAGAGUUAGCUGAUGAUGAAACAGGAAACAUAUCAGGUGUCCGCUGUCCAUCAGACCCAGACCCAGAGUGGAAGCCAGACUACUCACCAUCAGAGAAAGAGCAACCAAGCACUGAUGGAAUACUCGACCAGGCUCAAGCUGUUCAGACCCGAGCACAGAAAGCAAGAACUGACAAACCAGCUCAACCUUUGAGAGUACCUCCUCCCAUCACCGAUGUUGUGAGCAACAGUCUGAUUCAUCCCUUAGUCGUUGCUUCCAGCUAG
Lytechinus variegatus (green sea urchin) is the source of this 451-nucleotide messenger RNA. RefSeq lists its product as uncharacterized. Bases 32 to 451 code for a protein of 139 amino acids. The transcript has 2 exons. Gene Ontology annotation, molecular function: nucleic acid binding; zinc ion binding. The record is from RefSeq and is a predicted model, not a curated record. NCBI's taxonomy places the organism in Eukaryota, Metazoa, Echinodermata, Echinoidea, Temnopleuroida, Toxopneustidae.